AUGGCUGCUCAACAACGUCAAGUGCUAGAAACUACUGGGAGAUUGGUAACGCAAGGUGUCCAGACCGUUGACUCCGAGGAAGAGGUGGUCACAGGUGUGGUCGAUAUAGGAAGCCAGACCGAAAAAUUCUUGGUUGAGGACAAGGCCAAUACUGAGGCAUCGGGAAAGGCUGUGGGCGAGGAUGUGGCCUACAGUGAUACGUCGAAGGGUACGGUUUCGGUGCCUGUUCAGGAUUGGUGCGAGAAGCCUUGUCCCGAAGAAGAGAUAGAAAUCGACUGUGUGAGAGAGCCAGAACAUUAUUGCGUGGGAUGUGCAGCUGCAUUUGCCCAUUUGGAUGUCUCCACCUUCGAUCGCCCUUGUGAUAUUUGCCCUGCCCCGACUGGGUGUGCCGGCCUGAGAGCGGAUGGGCCUCUCAUGACUAAUGAGGAGUUAGAGAGAGCCAACUUGAAGCUCCCGGCCGAAUCACAGGCUAGAGUUCCCGGCACGUCUAAGCCGAAAGGGAAAGAGCUUAUUAAGGGAGAGGAGUGGCCCCCAGCUGCUUGGGAGCAUGUAGAUGGUUUCGAAGGAGAUGAUAUAUGCCAAGAUCCCUUACGGUUUGCGGUCCCAGAGUUUCUGGACGAGACGGUCAAGUUACCAGAUAUAUGUGAGAGCCCUACGGAAGUGCAACAACCAGUUGCCGACUUAUGUGAGGAGUUCAAGGACCUCUUCGUUCUACGUCCCGGACGUUGUACUCAAGCUGAGCACUCGGUCGAGACUGGGACGACUCGUCCGAUUUGUGAGAGGAUAAGGCCUAUUCCUCACAAAUAUCGGGAUGAGAUUUCGGCCUUACUGAAGGAGAUGGAGGAGCUUGGUGUUAUUAGAAGGAGCACGUCGGCAUGGAGGUUCCCGUGUGUCUUCGUCCCGAAGAAGAAUGGUAAAGUCCGGAUGUGUAUUGACUACAGGAACCUCAACAAGGCAUGCCAUACUGAGGCGUACCCUGUGCCCCGGCCAGACGACGUACAGGAGCACCUGGCUGGUGCACGAGUGUUUUCGACUCUCGAUUUGAGAAGUGGUUACUGGCAGAUCCCGGUUCGCAAGGAGGACCAACGGAAGACCGCCUUCUGCCCCGGUCCAGGCUUCCCAUUGUAUGAGUGGGUGAUGAUGCCCUUUGGUUUGGCAAGUGCCCCGGCUACCUUCCAGCGAUUGAUGGAUGCCAUCCUGGAACACCUCCCUUUUGUGAGGGUCUACCUUGAUGACGUCCUGAUCUUUAGUAGAUCCGAUGAAGAGCAUCUGGAGCACUUGAGGAUCGUCUUUGAGCUUCUACGGGCGGCUGGUAUGACGGUGGCUGCUGAGAAGUGCGAGUUUAUGCAGGAUCGAGUGACCUAUUUGGGUCACAUGUUCAAUAGUACUGGUAUGAGUCCCGACUUGGGUAAGGCCGAGGUUAUCUUACGGUGGCCUCUACCUCGGACUGCCCCGGCCCUUCGAUCCUUCUUAGGGCUGGCAGGGUACUAUAGGAAUUUUGUCCCGCACUUUGCGGAUAGGUCUCGGUGUCUGUAUGAAAUUGUGAACUACUGCACGAAGAACAAGGUUGUGGAACUCGGAAAUCAGUGGGGCAAGGAGGAAGAGCUGGCCUUCAAUGACCUGAAGCAGUGGAUAGCCAGUCUCCCCUUGUUAGCCUACCCAGAUUUCUCGAGACCAUUUCAGCUCAUGACCGACGCCAGCGAUGUAGCGAUAGGGGCCGUGGUGGAGCAGGACGGAAGGCCUCUAGCCUUCUUCAGCCAGUCUCUGACCCCUACCCAGAGAGUCUGGCCGGUGUAUGAGCGGGAAGCCUAUGCUGUCUUCAAGGCAUUGGAACGGUUCAGACCGUUGCUCUGGGGUUACCAUUUGGAGUUGGUCGUCUUUUCGGAUCACAAGCCUUUGGAAUGGAUACAGACGGCUACGACGGCGAAAGUGCAACGCUGGCUCAUUAGUAUGUCCCAGUUUAAAUUUAAGGUAUUCUACAAGAAGGGUAAGCACAACGUCGUAGCUGAUGCCUUGUCCCGGAUUACUACAUCCGACGACAAAGUGGCAGAGCCAGAUCUCGGAGCACUCCAGCGUGAACUGCAAGGUACACCUGCCCUGGUGACGGACAAAGUAUUGACUGAGGGCAGGGAGGCCGAUGCGAUGGAGAAGGACAAUUUUGCCCCUGCUUGUGUUCUCACCCUCUGUGAGCAAUGGUCAAUAGCUGAUUUGGUACGUGAGCAAGAGUUGGAUCCUGUUCUUCGGGUAGUGAGAGACAGGGUCCGGACAGGAGAGCCUUUAGCGAAGGAUGAGCUCAAGGAUCUAGAGUAUCGGCCCUAUCGGAGAGUUUGGCUGACCCUACGGGUUCAUGACUCUGGUCUGUUGGUACGAAGAGUGCAGAUUAAUGAAGAGGCGACUUCGAGGUUUGUUCCAGUGGUCCCCGAAGGUCUCCGACGACAAGCACUAGAUCGGUUUCAUGAGGAGGCGGGACACUUUCGACGAGAGCAUAUGGUGGCAAGGUUGAGACGUACAGCUUACUGGCCAGGUAUGAGUAAGGAUAUUAGUGAGUUCUUGUUGCACUAUGAAGGCUGUGCACCCCAUAAGAAUGUCUUGCUACCCCACUUGCCCUAUGUCCCGUAUCCGGUUGGUUCGCCUUGGCAUACAGUAGCUAUCGAUUUCCUUGCGGUGGCUCCCGGCAGAAGCGGUGUAUCUAAACUAUUGGUAGUGGUGGACCACUUCACGAGGUGGGCCGAAGCUGUCCCCGUGGCAGGUGAGAGUGCUGCGGAGGCACUGAAGGCCCUACUGAAUCUCUUUUCGAUUCAUGGUCCCCCGGUUAGGAUACUCUCAGACCAGGGGAGUGCGUUCGAGUCGCAGCUGUUCAAGGACGUCUUGGCUCAGCUAGGUAUAGCUAAGUCUCGUACUUCGGUCUAUCAUCCCAAUGCAAAUGGUCAUGUGGAGAGGUUUAACAGCACCAUUCUCAAUUUAUUGAGGACUCAUGUGACGAGGGUGGAUAGUAAUACUAUCAUAGUAUCCACUGGAUACCUGGCAGGAUCACUUACGGUCAGUGUUGUGGGCCUACAACACUACACCUCAUAG
Molecule: messenger RNA, 3075 nt
Organism: Perkinsus marinus ATCC 50983
Lineage: Eukaryota; Perkinsozoa; Perkinsida; Perkinsidae
Product: retrovirus polyprotein, putative
Exons: 1
Coding region: 1-3075 (1024 amino acids)
Biological process (GO): DNA integration
Molecular function (GO): nucleic acid binding
Source: RefSeq, a predicted model, not a curated record